AUGUCCCCGUCUCCCGCUCAAAGGGAGUCGAGGGUAACUUUUCUCGGACCACUGGCCUCAUUCUCCCACCAGGCAGCUCUAGACCUCUUCCCCACCUCUCCAGCAAGAACAAUCACUCUGCUCCCCAAACCCAGCUUCGCGGACGCCUUCGCCGCCAUCCAAUCCACGGAGGCAGAUUACGCUGUCAUCCCCUUUGAGAACUCCACAAACGGCUCCGUCGUGCAGACUCUUGACCUCCUGGCUGGCCGCGAUAGUCGAUACAAUGACAUCGUCGUCUGCGGCGAGUACUAUCUAACCGUCCACCACUGUCUGCUUAUCCGUAACGAGGACGCUGCUUCAGACAUAUCACAUCCCGAAACCAUCUACCGUCGCAUCUCAAGACUCUACACGCACCCUCAAGCAUGGGGCCAAUGCGAGGCUUUCCUCUCCAAAUACUUCCGCGGCACAGAGAGACAAGACGCUCCCUCAACUUCCAAAGCAGCAAGCAUCGUCGCGAAAAGCGGUAGCAAUACCCUGCCCGGCUACGGUGGUGGGGGUGGUGGUGAUGGUAAAGGCGAAAACGGCAACAACGGCGAAGGCAUCUCAGCCGCAAUCGCCAGCUCCCUCGCAGCCGCGCACCACAACCUAUACAUCCUAGCUGCCAAUAUCGAGGACCGCGCCGAUAACAUGACGCGCUUCAUUGUCUUGCGGAAUGGCCAUAGUGAGAAGACGAGAGAAGGCGAGCAGGAUUUUUAUCCUUCGUCCACCAUAGCGCCCACAAAAGUAAAAUCCCUCAUCUCCUUCAUGAUCGCCCACGAAACCCCCGGCGCCCUCGUCGACGCCCUCACGAUCUUCCGCCGCCACGGCCUCAACUUAACCAGCAUCGUCUCGCGCCCGGGCCAGAUUAGGCCCUGGCAGUACAUCUUCUUCGUGGAGUGCGAGAGAGUGCGUGGCGUGCAUGAGGAGGACGUUGUUGAGAAGGCAAUGGAGGAGUUGGAGGGGAAGACGAGCUGUUGUAGGGACCUGGGGAGUUGGGGAGAUCGGUUGGGGAGGUGA
Messenger RNA from Histoplasma mississippiense, 1035 nucleotides. RefSeq lists its product with no specific name. The transcript has 3 exons. Lineage: Eukaryota; Fungi; Ascomycota; Eurotiomycetes; Onygenales; Ajellomycetaceae. Gene Ontology annotation, cellular component: cytoplasm. Gene Ontology annotation, biological process: L-phenylalanine biosynthetic process. The coding region runs from base 1 to 1035 and encodes 344 amino acids. The record is from RefSeq and is a predicted model, not a curated record. Gene Ontology annotation, molecular function: prephenate dehydratase activity; chorismate mutase activity.